AUGCACGCCGUUAUCGAGCUUAUUGGGAAUCCAGAGAACGCCAAAGGGUUCGUGCUCGAGCCACGCCAAGUAAACACGGCUGCUGGUCGUGUGUACACGACGCCAGAAACCGGCACGUUCUGGGAAUAUGCGCAUACGGCAGCACAGGCGGAGUAUGGACCUAGGGCGGUGGUGCUUCCGCUCAUUCUCUCAAGCGACGCGACUAUUCUAAGCGGAAAUGAGCGCACCCGAGUGUGGGCGGUGUAUAUCUCCAUCGCUAAUAUCCCGCUGCGGCGUCGAUGGCUUGACUGCGGGAAGAUUCUGCUGGCGAUGCUCCCUUUCGCACCGGACAACACCUCCCCGGCCCAGAAAGUGGAGCUAUUUCAGGCGGCGAUGAAGAUCGUGCUGGCCAAUCUUAUCGUCGCCAGUCACACGCGCAUGCAGACCAUGUAUCCCGACGCACGCCUGGCAGGACUUCGCCCUCCCGGGUCUGGCAGCUACUGGGCCAGUGGCGCAAACUUCACCGCCAGCGAGCAUGCCUCUGCCAUGAUGGUGCGUUACGCUGUUUUGCGCGCCGGGUUACCGAGCCAGUACUCGGCGGCUGUGUACGAGAACGCACACAUCCGCACGUGCAAGCUGCCCUACAGGACCUCCAACCGACGCCAGCCUCUGCAGGCGAUCGCGGUGCACAACGUGCGCGCCGCAGCACUGGCGCAGCUGACAACGGCCCUUCCAGCCCGCAGCCGCAACCAGACGGCAUUGACUCGGUCUGACCCUAUACCACCCUGUGCGCUACAGGCGCACACGGCAGUGGCGCUGCCGGCGCAGCCAACCGACCACGGGCACAUCAAGCCCCAUUAUGUCCGGGCUGCAGCAUCGCUGCACGGGCGCACGGCUUUCUCCUGCGUGGAGUACGGCUCGGCCCAUGGGCAGACCCAGUACGGGCGGCUGCUCAUGCUGCUGGAUGCAGAGCGUCCGCUCGACGACAGCAGGCAUGAGCCUGUAGAGGUGGCCGUGCUGCAUAGGCUGACCCCCCAGGGCCUCGAUGAGUGCACAGGCUGCCAGAUGCUCGGCCCACCCGGGUACUAUCGCGGGCUCGCUGUCGUCCCCAUUUCCUAG
Molecule: messenger RNA, 1098 nt
Organism: Closterium sp. NIES-65
Lineage: Eukaryota; Viridiplantae; Streptophyta; Zygnematophyceae; Desmidiales; Closteriaceae
Source: the annotation of a GenBank genome assembly